Molecule: messenger RNA, 753 nt
Organism: Physeter macrocephalus (sperm whale)
Lineage: Eukaryota; Metazoa; Chordata; Mammalia; Artiodactyla; Physeteridae
Gene: GRIFIN
Product: galectin-related inter-fiber protein
Molecular function (GO): carbohydrate binding
Source: RefSeq, a predicted model, not a curated record
AUGGAGGACCUGCUGCUGGGGGAGGGCGAGAGGCUGAGGAGAGGUGGGGGGGGGGCAGGGAAAGGCACAGUGACCUCAUCAGCCACCCCUGGGGUGCGGCUCCCGAGCCCCCGCCCAGCCCAGCCCGCCUAUAUCCCCAGGCUGGCCCUGCUCCCAGCAGAAGCUGGAGAGAUGGCACUGCAGUUUGAAGCCUUCUAUGCAGGGGGCCUGGCCCCGGGCUGGAACCUGCUAGUCCAGGGACACUCUGACUCUGGAGAGGACAAGUUUGAGAUCAACUUCCUGUCUGAGACAGGGGACAUCGUCUUCCACAUCAAGCCCCGGUUCUCCAGCGCCACCAUCGUGGCCAACACCUUCCAGGGCGGCCGCUGGGGCCAGGAGGAGGUGUCCAAUGUCUUCCCGCUGGUGCUCGGGGAGCCCUUUGAGAUGGAGGUCAGCUCGGACGCGGAGCACUUCCAUGUCCACGCCCAGGAGCACAAGGUGCUGCAGUUCUCCCACCGCCACAGGCCGCUGGCCGCCAUCACCCGGGUGCAGGUGCUGAGUGACCGCUGCCUGGCCCAGGUGGAGCUGGCCAGGAGAGGCCUGAGCUGGGGGGACGUGGGCUACUGAGCUGUGUCCGAAGUCCCAGGAUCGAGCCUUGGCCAUUGGCCAUCCCACGUCCGGUGAAACCCACGCUGGGGAAGCUGGGGGGAGGGCCCUGUGGUUCUGGGCCCCCCCACUCCAGCUCCACCUUCAAUAAAAUUUAAGCAGGCUGCA